Messenger RNA from Fragaria vesca subsp. vesca, 519 nucleotides. Its product is annotated as SKP1-like protein 4-like. Gene Ontology annotation, cellular component: cytoplasm; nucleus. Gene Ontology annotation, biological process: SCF-dependent proteasomal ubiquitin-dependent protein catabolic process. The record is from RefSeq and is a predicted model, not a curated record. Lineage: Eukaryota; Viridiplantae; Streptophyta; Magnoliopsida; Rosales; Rosaceae. Gene Ontology annotation, molecular function: cullin family protein binding. The transcript has a single exon. Bases 1 to 519 code for a protein of 172 amino acids.
AUGUCGACUUCCGCCGCACCUGAAGAGAGUACUAAGAAGAUGUUUACCCUCAGGAGCUCCGACUGCGAGGCCUUCGAGGUGGAGGAAGCGGUGGCGUUGCAGUUGCAGACUAUCAAGCACAUGAUCGAGGACGACUGCGCCGAGGGAGGCAUUCCUCUCCCAAAUGUCACUGGCAAGAUCCUGGCCAAGGUCAUCGAGUACUGCAAAAAGCACAUCAGGGCCGUCGCAAAAGAUAGCAGCAGCUUUGGCCUGAGCAGCAACGAGGACGAUGCACUCAAGACAUGGGAUGGGGAGUUUGUGAAGGAGUUGGAGGCAGACCAGAAUGUGUUGUUUGAUAUGAUUCUGGCGGCGAAUUACUUGAACAUCAAGGGCUUGUUGGAUGUGACGUGCACACAUGUUGCGGGCAUGAUGAGGGGGAAGACCCUCGAGGAAAUAAGAACAAUCUUCCAUAUCAAGAAUGACUACACCAAGGAUGAAGAGGAGGAGGUUCGUCGUGAGAAUCAAUGGGCUUUUGAGUAA